This is a messenger RNA of Knipowitschia caucasica, 1275 nucleotides long. Lineage: Eukaryota; Metazoa; Chordata; Actinopteri; Gobiiformes; Gobiidae. The record is from the annotation of a GenBank genome assembly.
AUGGAGUCUUCGGUUGUGAGCACGUCCACGGCGGUGGGGGAGGAGUUUGACAGAAAUGUCCCGCGGAUCUGUGGCGUCUGCGGAGACAAGGCCACGGGGUUCCACUUCAACGCCAUGACCUGCGAGGGCUGCAAGGGCUUCUUCAGGCGCAGUAUGAAGAGGAAAGCUGCGUUCACGUGUCCCUUUAACGGUAGCUGCACCAUCACCAAGGACAACAGACGCCACUGCCAGGCCUGCAGGCUGAAGCGCUGCGUGGACAUCGGCAUGAUGAAGGAGUUCAUCCUGACAGAUGAGGAGGUACAGAGGAAGAAGGACCUGAUCCAGAGGAGGAAGGACGAGGAGGCUCAGCGCGAGGCCCAGAAGGAGGCUCGCCGGCCCCGACUCUCGGACGAGCAGAGCCAGGUCAUCGCCACGCUGGUGGAGGCGCAUCAUAAGACCUACGACGACUCUUACUCAGACUUCUGCCGCUUCAGGCCUCCGGUUCGUGAAGGUCCAGUGACGCGCAGUGCCAGCCGCGCCGCAUCCCUCCACUCUCUGUCAGACGCCUCAUCAGACUCUUUCAGCCACUCUCCAGAGUCGGACACAAAGAUGAACUUCAACAACCUGCUGAUGAUGUACCAGGAGCAGGGCAGCAGUCCAGAGUCCAGCGAAGAAGAGGGGUCCAGCCUCUCCAUGCUGCCCCACCUGGCCGACCUAGUGUCCUACAGCAUCCAGAAAGUCAUCGGGUUCGCCAAGAUGAUCCCCGGCUUCAGAGAGCUGACGGCAGAGGACCAGAUUGCGCUGCUGAAGUCCAGUGCCAUCGAGGUGAUCAUGCUGCGCUCCAACCAGAGCUUUAACCUGGAGGACAUGUCCUGGAGCUGCGGGGGCCCCGACUUCAAAUACCAGAUCAGCGACGUCACCAAAGCUGGCCACACGCUGGAGCUGCUGGAGCCUCUGGUGAAGUUUCAGGUCGGACUGAAGAAGCUCAACCUUCACGAGGAGGAACAUGUUCUGCUUAUGGCCAUUUGUCUGCUGUCCCCAGACCGGCCCGGAGUCCAGGACCACUCCCGGAUCGAGGUUCUCCAGGAUCGGCUGUCCGAGACCCUGCAGGCCUACAUCCAGCUGCACCACCCGGGCGGACGCCUGCUCUACGCCAAGAUGAUCCAGAAGCUGGCCGACCUCCGCAGCCUCAGCGAGGAGCACUCCAAGCAGUACCGCUCCCUCUCCUUCCAGCCCGAGCACAGCAUGCAGCUGACCCCCCUGGUGCUGGAGGUGUUCGGCAGCGAGGUCUCGUAG